AUGCAACCUAUAAACAAUGAAAAGAAUAUUAACAUUCUAAUAAAAAAAAAUUAUAAUAACUUUGAUUCAGUUGAACAAGAUAUUCGAUCAAUUCAUGUAAAAUAUCCUCAAUUCAGAGUUGACACAUGGACGUCAAGAAUUAGUGGAAAACAAUUGUUAGUGUUAACUGGCUUUCUCCCAAUUUUAUUUAAUGGUAGAAAAUUUGGUAUUCCUUUAUUAAUUGGAUUUCCUUAUGACUAUCCACUUUCACCACCUGAAAUUAUUUGUAAUAUUAGUGAGGGAAUGGAAAUUGUUAAAAAACAUCCUGAAGUAGAUGAAAAUGGUGUUAUUAGGAAAGUUGGCGAUGAGUGGAAUCCUUCAAGUGAUCUUUUAAUGGUAUUAGAAAGUUUAGCUAACUCAUUUGGUAGAUAUCCUCCAGUUAGACAAGCACAAAAUAGUCAUCUAACUACUCCUCAAGGAUAUCCAAUUACUGCUUCAACAAGUUCAAUUCAGCCUAACCCACAUAAUAAUUUUAGAAACUCAUCUUGUUCAUUAACAUCCUCUCAAUUUGUUAAUUCAAGUUCUCCUUAUUGUCAACAAAGAAUUACCUCUCUUCAACAACAAUACCAACCUAAUUCUUAUGGUCAGUUUAUAAUAAAUAAACCUCCUUACUCACAAGAAAUGUCUUCAUUUAAUCCUUCAUUACAACCAUCAUCUAACUAUAACUACCCAAAUCAUUUAACUUCAAUUAACCCUUCUGCUCAACCCCAAUAUCAACCAUUUAAUACAACAUUAUUCCAAUCAUCAGUACCUGCUGAUGUAGUUCAAAACACUUCUUUUCCUUCAUUAAAUUCCUCUUUCUCUGGCCCACAACAACAAAUGUAUUAUAAUUCAUUCCCAAAUACAACAACUUCAACCAACCCAAUAACAACAUAUCCACUUCAAUCUCAAGAACAAAAUGUUCAAGUGAAUGGGUGUAUUAAGAAACCUGGAGAUGACCCAUAUUUGGCUAAUUAUAACCCUAUCACUAAAGUAAAUCCUCCACCAUUCCUUUCUAUGCCUAACCACUAUAUGACCCAACCAGAAGUAGAAAAUAAACUUACCUCUGGUUGUUUAACAGAUGAAGAAAAAAUACAAAAAGAAGAAGAGUCUGAAGAAAUACUUCAUGAAGAAGAAGAAAGAAGAAAAAAAGAAAAUGAAAUUAUUCAGAAAAAAAAACUUCAAAAGAAAAUAAAUGAAAUAAACAAAGCUAUUAGUGAGAUUAGUUGUUGGAUUGAAAAUAAUUCAUGUGAAGAAAUUGAUCCACAAAAAAUAUUAUUACAGAAAAAGACUAGUGGUGAACGAAAUAAAAUGAAAUCAAUUUCACAAUGUAUGGCUGUAGAUGAUUGUAUUGAAAUACUAAAUGAUGCAACAAAAAAUAAAGUCAUAUCAAUUGAAGAUGCAUUAGAACAAUUAAAGAAAAUAACUUCAAUUCAAUUUCAUGCAAAGUAUUGCAUAACUGAAUAA
This is a messenger RNA of Entamoeba histolytica HM-1:IMSS, 1485 nucleotides long. RefSeq lists its product as uncharacterized. Gene Ontology annotation, molecular function: ubiquitin binding. Bases 1 to 1485 code for a protein of 494 amino acids. The transcript has a single exon. The record is from RefSeq and is a predicted model, not a curated record. Gene Ontology annotation, biological process: protein modification process; endosome to lysosome transport; protein transport. Lineage: Eukaryota; Evosea; Mastigamoebida; Endamoebidae. Gene Ontology annotation, cellular component: ESCRT I complex.